This is a messenger RNA of Limanda limanda (common dab), 1174 nucleotides long. RefSeq names its product transmembrane protein 116 (gene tmem116). Gene Ontology annotation, molecular function: G protein-coupled receptor activity. Gene Ontology annotation, biological process: adenylate cyclase-activating G protein-coupled receptor signaling pathway. Lineage: Eukaryota; Metazoa; Chordata; Actinopteri; Pleuronectiformes; Pleuronectidae. The record is from RefSeq and is a predicted model, not a curated record. Gene Ontology annotation, cellular component: plasma membrane. The transcript has 11 exons. Bases 1 to 1065 code for a protein of 354 amino acids.
AUGUCCAACAGGUCCGAGAGCAACACGACGGCCGCGGUGGACUGGUCUGAGGUGUAUGAAGCCGUCAGGUGCGUCCAGCUGCUCAUGGCUCUGCUCAGUGUUCUGGGCUCGGGCUCCGUCAUCGUCUGUGUGAUGUCACAGAGACUCCGCCGGAGGCCGGAGCUUCAGCCGCUUCUCCUGCUGGGCGUGUCCGACCUGCUGCUCGCCCUCUGCUGGCUGAUCGGAGCCGCUGCGUUCUCCGAGCGCUGCAGCCGCCUCAACACACACUGCUACAACCUGCACACUGUGGAGCAGGUUCUCUACAUGUCCUCGUUCUUCUACACACUGAACUACAUGUGGAACCUUUACAGAGGAGUGAGAGAGAAGCUCUGCAGCUGCCUGGAGGGAUACUCUGUACAGUUUUCCAACCGGGUGAGAACAGCUGAUCGGACCACGGCUCUGCUCUCAGGGCUGGUUCCUCUGCUGCUCAUGACGCCCGUCUUCAUACAGGGAAACCUCAGCCAAUGUCAGACCAACUUCACUCAGCCGUACAGGUGUCUGCUGAUGGACACGGGGGCGCUGUACCUGACCUCAGAGCUCCAGCAGCCAAUCAGAGCCUGCCGCCUGCUGCACACCUACGCCAUCGCCGUCUUCCUCAUCACCUUCGUCCUCACGCUCCUCAUCAUCACGGUCUUCGUGGUGAAGGCGCGGUGCAUCUACCGGCGGGUUGUGACCUCCAGCGGUUACCUUGGCAACGAGCAGCGGACCUCUUUCCGCCUGAUGGACCGACGGAUGCUGCUGUACCCGCUGGUCUUCGUCCUCUGCUGGGGUCCAGCCGUGGCGCUGGCGUUCCUGCGGCUGGUGAAGCCGUCAGCGUGUCAGGGAGAAUCCGCCGCCGUCCUCUACGUCUCUCAGACGUUCACCUCGGCGUCUCAGGGUUUCCUGAACUGUCUGGUCUACGGCUGGAUGCACACCAGCCUGCGCCGGGCCGGCAGGUCGAUUCUGUCUCGGGACGCGGACACUCAGACGCCGCUGCUGUCGUCACAGAAGAAGAAAAACUACCUGGCGCUGCCCAACAUCAGCUGAGACAGACAGCGAGGGACAAAGUGUCCCGACACCUGCAGAGAAGACACCAGAGGGAAAGUCUGAACUUUCACUUUCCACCGAGGGAAAACCCCGAGGACCCGAGCGUCCA